Molecule: messenger RNA, 1056 nt
Organism: Rosa chinensis
Lineage: Eukaryota; Viridiplantae; Streptophyta; Magnoliopsida; Rosales; Rosaceae
Exons: 3
Coding region: 305-964 (219 amino acids)
Source: RefSeq, a predicted model, not a curated record
CUCCAUCUCUAUCACAAUCUGUGUUUAUGUGAAUCUUUUGUGCUUAAAGUGGCCAAUGCCGUUGGCCAAAUUUCUUUAGAAGUUCCACUCUUUUUCUUGUUUAUAGAGUAUCUCAAUCUUUUCAUACUCUCUCCUUCUAUCUUUUCUUACUCGCUCCAUCUCUUUAUAUUCUGCAGGUACAAAAUAGAGUCAUGUCGGUGGAAAUGCGGGUUCUUUCUGUGAAGUGAUCGCGCCGGAGUUUCGAUAUAGUACAUUGUUCAGUCUGCCUCAUUUUCCCAGAUAAAGACUAGGAGGAAAGAAAGUUAUGGCUAAUCAGGAUGAAGGGUGGCCUUUGGGAUUGCGACCGCUUAAUGCAAGGGUUGGGUUGAUGAGAAGCCGAGAUUUCUCUGCCGGUUCGGCUUCGUUUAGUACUUUGGUCACUGGCUCUCCUACUUUUACUGCUUCUUCAGAUCUUGAUACAGAGUCAACUGGGUCUUCAUUCCAUGACAAUGGCAUCACACUAGGGAGCCUCAUUGGAGUAUCUAGCAUUUUCGACCUCUCUCGAAGAUCCAGCAUGGGAAGAAGGACAAUAGAAGCCUCGAAAAACAAGAAGAGUUGCAAAUACAAGCAUUGGUUGUUUUCACUCUGCUUUAAGCUGACCCCUGAAGCUGUGGAUACGAGUAAUACUCCUUCUCUAGGUCACUUUCUUGAGGUGGAAAGAAGAGGAAGUACCAACAUUAACAGAAGAAAUCACAGUCCAAGACCAAUCGAAUAUGGACCUGACGAUUUCUCACCUGCUGUGGCGAUUUCAGACGCCAACAGCCUAUUUGUGGAUGGUGUAGUUGCAGCUGCUCAGGCUUCAAGUGCUUCAGAAAGUGCAGAUAAUGGUGGAACAAGAUCUAACAAUAGAGAGUUAGUAGAAUAUGGAAACGGAUUCAGAACCCCAUUGCUGGUUUCAUGUAUGUGUGGACAACUCAUUAAAUGAAGACCGCUCAAUGGAUUUUUUUUUUUUCCUCAUUAGUACUGGAUUUCUCAUUUCAUGUAUUGAAAUUCAUCUGACAUAAUGUUUAAACUUUA